UUUAAAAUAGGUAUUGUUUUCAAUGUAUUUUUAGUAUUUACUACAAGUAACAAUAUUACACCAUUAAAAAUAUUAUGAGAACAAUUUCUUUGGAUACUAAUUCAAGUGAAUAUAAAGUGUGACAAAAGUUAUAAAAGUAUGGAUGACUGCCUUACAGACUUAACUGUUGAGUUUUUAGCUGUUGCUUUUAAUAACAUUCUUUAUUUUACUUCUGUAUAUCCUAAAUCAAUAUUUGAAAGCAGAAAGAAAUACAAUGUGGUAGUUUAUAAGUCUGUUCAUCCACAAGUCAAUCAAUAUUUAGAUAUGUGUCUUAAAAGUAUUGAAGCUUGCCUAAAGAACAAUAAAUUGAAGAGACUUGAAUUUGUUAUUACUGAUGAAAAUUACAAGGCUUUAUUAAGCUUCAUAUUUGAUUUUGAUAUACAAAAUCAACAUGAAACCACUGAUACAUAUUUCAUUAAAAGUGAACAGAACUUUCGAGCUUUUUGUCUGAAGCUAUCUACAAUGUUUCAUAUUUUCCAAAAAUUACCUGAAAAUACAUCUUUUACAAUAUAUCUACACACGAAUGAAUCUACUGCAGUCUCAUUGGUCACCAAUCCUGAGGUAGAAGAUUUUCCAAUGAUAGAAGUCGAGAAUGAAAGCAAGAAGUCUGAUGGAAUAGUCCCAAUAAGAAGUUUUGACGUGGGACAAUACAGUUUGUCUACAUAUGUUGAAAUAAAUGAAUUGGAUAUCAGUUACAGUAUUCUUUGAAUAGAAGCACUAACC
Molecule: messenger RNA, 762 nt
Organism: Aricia agestis (brown argus)
Lineage: Eukaryota; Metazoa; Arthropoda; Insecta; Lepidoptera; Lycaenidae
Gene: PolZ2
Product: mitotic spindle assembly checkpoint protein MAD2B
Exons: 1
Coding region: 139-747 (202 amino acids)
Cellular component (GO): zeta DNA polymerase complex
Source: RefSeq, a predicted model, not a curated record